CAGUACGACUCGGUGCUCGAACGGGACAGAGAGACACGCGAUAGCGCGAUAGCCCAGCCAGGCCCUCAAGGCCCUAUCCUUGAAGUCCACCGCGUCGAGUCGCGCAGCGUAGCGCCGUGUUCGCGCCGUGUAGCGCCGCGUGGCCUAGGUCUGUGCGUUUGUGGGUGCCUGCCUGCUUGCUUUGGAUUUGUGCGGCGAGCAGCCGAGUCCCCGGGCGAAGGGUGUCGAGCGGCAGUUGACAUGAUGGUGUCGCGGGGCGCGCGCUGGCCGCGGGCCCUACUGCUGGCGGCGCUGGCGCUGCUGUUGAUGGCACAGCUCACAGAUUCAGCUACCGGCGUGCGCCGGAGGCUGCGAAGGCCCACCAAUCACAAGACGUCCUCGCCGAGCACCAGCGCCGACCAGGAGCCGUCCGCCUCGGUGAACCGCUUCAAGGUGCGCAGCCGCCUCAACGCCGCCGCCGCUGGGGCCGGGGCCGCCGCGGCCACCGGCGCCGUCGUGGCCGCCUCCAGGAAGUCCGCCACCGUGACCAGCGUCGCGGCGCCAGACAGCUCCGGCUACAAGGUGGUGUGCUACUACACCAACUGGUCGCAGUACCGGCCCAAGGUGGGCAAGUUCACGCCCGAGGACAUCGGCGCCGACCUCUGCACGCACGUCAUCUUCGCCUUCGGCUGGCUCAAGAAGGGCAAGCUGUCCUCGUUCGAGUCCAACGACGAGACCAAGGACGGCAAGGUGGGCCUGUACGAGCGCAUCAUGACCCUCAAGAAGGCCAACCCCAAGCUCAAGGUGCUCCUGGCCAUCGGUGGCUGGUCCUUCGGCACACAGAAGUUCAAGGACAUGUCCAAGUCGCGCUACGCCCGCCAGACCUUCAUCUACAGCGCCAUCCCCUUCCUCCGCGCCAGGGACUUCGACGGCCUGGACAUGGACUGGGAGUACCCCAAGGGCACCGACGACAAGAAGAACUUCGUGCUGUUGCUCAAGGAAUUGCGUGAAGCUUUCGAGGCGGAGGCCCAGGAAGUGAAGAAGCCCCGACUCCUGCUCACCGCCGCCGUCCCCGUCGGCCCGGACAACGUCAAGGGAGGAUACGACGUGCCCGCCGUCGCCAGCUACCUGGACUUCAUCAACCUGAUGGCGUACGACUUCCACGGCAAGUGGGAGCGCGAGACCGGCCACAACGCGCCGCUGUACGCGCCGUCCUCGGACUCCGAGUGGCGCAAGCAGCUGAGCGUGGACUACGCCGCCAACCUGUGGGUCAAGCUGGGCGCCCCCAAGGACAAGCUGGUCAUCGGCAUGCCCACCUACGGACGCUCCUUCACGCUCACCAACACCAAGCAGUGGAAGGUCAACAACCCGGCGUCCGGCGGCGGCAAGGCCGGCGAGUACACCAAGGAGGCGGGCUUCCUGGCCUACUACGAGGUGUGCGAGAUGCUCAAGACGGGCGCCAGCUACGUGUGGGACGACGAGAUGAAGGUGCCGUACGCCGUGCAGGGUGACCAGUGGGUCGGCUUCGACGACGAGCGCUCCAUCCGCAACAAAAUGACCUGGAUCAAGGACAACGGCUUUGCCGGCGCCAUGGUGUGGACCGUGGACAUGGACGACUUCACCGGCACCGUGUGCGGCGGCGGCGUCAAGUACCCCCUGAUCGGCGCCAUCCGCGAGGAGCUGCGCGGCGUGUCCAGAGGCCCCAACGCCAAGGACGUGGACUGGAGCAAGGUCGCCAACACCAUCGUCGAGGAGAAGCCCCCCGCGGCCGUGGCCAUCCCCGUGUCCGAGGUCAUCGCCAAGGUGCGCAAGCCCACCAAGCAGCAGACGGCCACCGCCACCCAGACCGAAGUCGUCGACCCCAACGUGCGCGCGCCCCAGGUGUUCUGCUACAUGACCAGCUGGUCCCAGAAGCGCCCCGGCGCCGGCAAGUUCACGCCGGAGAACAUCGACGCCACGCUCUGCACGCACGUCAUCUACGCCUUCGCGACGCUCAAGGAGCACAAGCUGGCCCUGGCCGAGGAGAAGGACGGCGACAUGUACGAGCGCGUGGUCGCCCUCCGCGAGAAGAACCCCAACCUGCAGAUCCUGCUGGCCAUCGGAGGCUGGGCGUUCGGCUCCACCCCCUUCAAGGAACUCACCAACAACGUGUUCCGCAUGAACCAGUUCGUCUACGAGGCCAUCGAGUUCUUGCGCGAGUACAAGUUCAACGGUCUGGACGUCGACUGGGAGUACCCCAGGGGCGCUGACGACCGCGCCGCCUACGUGAACCUGCUCCGCGAGUUGCGCCUGGCGUUCGAGGGCGAGGCCAAGAGCGCCAACCUGCCCCGCCUGCUCCUCACCGCCGCCGUCCCCGCCUCCUUCGAGGCCAUCGCCGCCGGCUACGACGUGCCCGAGAUCUCCAAGUACCUGGACUUCAUCAACGUGAUGACCUACGACUUCCACGGCCAGUGGGAGCGCCAGGUCGGCCACAACAGCCCCCUGUUCCCGCUGGAGAGCGCCACCAGCUACCAGAAGAAGCUCACCGUCGACUUCAGCGCGCGCGAGUGGGUGAAGCAGGGCGCCCCCAAGGAGAAGCUCAUGAUCGGCAUGCCCACGUACGGACGCUCCUUCACGCUCGUGGACCCCACCAAGUUCGACAUCGGCGCGCCCGCGUCCGGCGGCGGCACCCCCGGCAAGUACACUGGCGAGGCCGGCUUCAUGUCCUACUACGAGGUGUGCGACUUCCUGCACGGCGACAACACCACGCUGGUGUGGGACAACGAGCAGCAGGUGCCGUUCGCCUACCGCGACGACCAGUGGGUUGGCUUCGACGACGAGCGCAGCUUGAAGACUAAGAUGACGUGGCUCAAGGACGAGGGCUUCGGCGGCAUCAUGAUCUGGUCCGUCGACAUGGACGACUUCCGGGGCUCUUGCGGCACCGGCAAGUACCCGCUCAUGACGGCCAUGCGCCAGGAGCUGGACGGCUACAAGGUCAAGCUGGAGUACGAGGGCCCCUUCGAGGGCACGGGCACCGGGCCCGGCGCCUACACCACCAAGGACCCCAACGUGGUGACCUGCGAGGAGGAGGACGGGCACAUCUCGUACCACCCCGACAAGGCGGACUGCACGCGCUACUACAUGUGCGAGGGCGAGCGCAAGCACCACAUGCCCUGCCCGGCCAACCUCGUGUUCAACCCCAACGAGAACGUGUGCGACUGGCCCGAGAACGUGGAGGGCUGCAUGCACCACACCCAGGCGCCGCCCACCAGAAGGAGAUAGGCGGCGCGCCACCUAGCGCCACGCAGCGCCGCGCAGCCCAGCGCAGUCCAGGGAACUCCAACGGGAACGGGUCACUGAGGCGACGGCGGGGCCGCCCCCGCCCCGUCGGGACUUGCACUGAGAGGGAUCUGUCAGUGACUCGGCUCGGCCUCCCCCAAGGGGCAGGUGAGAAGCUGGGAAGCUCUCGCCCCGUGGGGAGGAAAGAAAAAUUCGGAAGAAAAUAUGAAAAAAAAGGGAGAACCGUGUGUGCUGUGCACACAUAAAAGACGUCCUCUGUGAGAACUGUUUCUUGUGAUUUGUUCGGGGGCGCACGCCACUUUAAAAGUAUAAUGACUGCGUACCUUGUGCCACACCAUAUGCCGGUGAUGGACGUGUCCAGUGUGAUGGGAGGAAAGUUGCUUUGGAAUUUUGGGUUGUUUUCUAAAAACAUAGAAAAUACGUUUUGGAUCAUCUGUGAUUAAUUUCCAUUUACUCACUUAAAUUAUUUCACGCACUAUGAUAAGGAGGAAAGAUAAAUGUUUACACUAAGAAUUUCUAAAUGUUAUGACUGGAUAUAACACAUGUCAAAGGAUGAAGGAUUCUACUCCACUGCCUAGUUUGUUUCCAUUCAAAAGAGGGAGCGUCCUACAAUCCUCCUUGCGCACAAAUGCAGAUAUUUAUUGAGAAUGUGUGAAGUUGAUAAACUAAAAUUGUUUCUGAAGAAAUGUUUUUAGUUUUUCAUGUAUAAUUCAAUAAGCCCUGAACAAGUACAUGUACAAAUAAUUGCUGACUGGUAGAAAAGGUACGAAGCCCGCCAUGGUUUUUGGUGUAUUUAGAUUCUAUGCAUUGUUUCUCGAAGAAUGAUAGGAUGUACAAGUACUAAAUCUUUCAACAAAUAUUUCUGCUGUUAUUUCAUUCAAGUUACCAAUUAUUGUGAAGACUUUUCCUAAACUUUAUGGAACUGGGUGAGAUGAUUUAAAAUUUAUUAGAUGAAUAAUCUAAUUCAUCGAUACAAUAUGUUUGGUUGAGUCAGAGAAUGUCCAGUUUCAUUGUGUUUUCACAAGAUCAAGUAACAAAUGUAUUGUGAUCUGUUCAGAAAAUUGUAUGAGGAACGAUGACGUGAGGAAUGCCACUUAUUAGAAUGAUAUUUUAAUCUAUGGUCAUGUCUUUACACAUAUUUAUUUGAGGUGAAAUCUAAUCUUCCAAAAUGUAUUAUACAUUAAUUUGCUAACAGACUAUGUAUCGGCAAGGAUGUUUCUUGGCCUUGCAAGUAGUCUGGAGUUUGGCUCUUGGGAAAAGAAAAAGCUCUGUGAUUCACAGCAGAAUUUUUAUAUUUGUAUUAAUUUGUUUGCAAUCGUCUCAUUGGCUUAUGACAGAUAAAAGUAUUGAUCUGAUAUUUUGUUGCUAUAAUAGGAUAUUUUUUUACUGAUUUUUUUUAAGGAAUAGGAGAUGAUGCUUGAGUUUGCUAAGCUAUUACAUGCCUUAUGUAGACACUGAGCAAAACAUUGAGGAAAAUUGAAAAACAUUAGCUGGAUUAGUUGUAAAAUUUCUUAAGUGUAAGAAACUGUAUAUAAUGUGUAUUUUACACAAUAAGAAUAAACAAAGAAAA
Messenger RNA from Thrips palmi, 4828 nucleotides. It is a transcript of the gene Cht7, whose product is annotated as probable chitinase 10. NCBI's taxonomy places the organism in Eukaryota, Metazoa, Arthropoda, Insecta, Thysanoptera, Thripidae. Gene Ontology annotation, biological process: carbohydrate metabolic process; chitin catabolic process. Gene Ontology annotation, cellular component: extracellular region. Bases 241 to 3240 code for a protein of 999 amino acids. The transcript has 16 exons. The record is from RefSeq and is a predicted model, not a curated record. Gene Ontology annotation, molecular function: chitin binding; hydrolase activity, hydrolyzing O-glycosyl compounds.